AUGUCGACGUCGACGGGUAACUACCCUUCUGUACUGCUCCCCGCCGACCGAGCCGCGUUCGCCGCCGUGGUCGCACCCUCGCCCUCGCACUCGCCAUCGUCGCCUGGCUCGACCACCGCCGAUUCGACGACUGCGAGCAAACAGGAAUGGCCACCGGUCUACGCCCAUCCUGCCUCCCAGUCGCAAUCUCAACAGUCGCAGUCGCAGUCGCAGUCGCAGGCGGGCACGAUGGACAACCCGUUGAUCCCCAAGCGGCGUCGGCGUACUUCACCGGACGAGCUGCGCAUCCUCGAAGCCGAGUUCCAGGCCAACCCGCUGCCUUCCCAGGCGCAACGAGCCGCGCUGUCCGCUCGACUGGGCAUGACGGGCAGGGCUUUACAAGUGUGGUUCCAAAACAGGAGGUGAGUGUUGCGCUUCUUCUCGAGCAAGAAGGGGUCCGGGUGUUUGGGGUGUUUGGGUUGUUUGCUUCGUUCGCCGUUCGGACGGUGCUCGGGUGCUGCUCGGUCGCCUCUCUGGUCUCCGCGUCGUCGUCGCGCGCGCGCCCCGAAAUUCCCAGCGGCCGCCCGACGCGGCUCAGCGCGUUUGUUGCCCCCGGCGCUCGCUCGCUCAACCUGCGAGAUGGCUUCUCCCCCUUGCCCGUCACCCAUCACACACACCCACCCACAUUCACAUCAAGUUUUUCUUCACGACGAGUGGCAUAACUAACAUCUUGUUCGGAUCCCCACCACAGACAAAAAGAAAAGAAGGAUGCCGGUGCAUACCUUGGCACCUCGGGCGACUCCUCCGAAGGCAGCGCGACUGACCAGGACCGUGAUGCCGCCGACCUCGAAGGCCUGUCGUUUGCCAUGUCCUCGUCCCCACCCCGACCAUCACCGACAGAGCCUCAUCGUCACCACACCCAAGUCAGAGGCCACGCACGAGGCGGGUCCUACCUCGAUGCCAAGGCCCUCGAAUCGCUGCCAUCGUCGGAGCAGAUCUACCGACGCCCCGACGCCGACAAGGAGAACCAAGCCGUGCCAACCGCAACCUCUUCCUCCUCCGACUCUGCGUCCAUUUCUCUGGCCACCACGGCCACUCGAGGUCUCCCGAGUGUCCUCAACAACGCUAGUGGAUCCUCUUUCCACACAUGGCACAUCUCCGCCGCCAGCACGGCCCCGAUCCGCCACACCUUCACGAUCCCGGCCGCCGUAUCAUCGGGUGUUACCCCUCCCCUCCCUGUCUACGUCGUCAAGCCCACGACGAACGAGUCGCGCGACCAGUUCCAGCAUCGGUCCUCGACAACGAGCGUCAUCGCGGCCAAGAAGCACGUCAAGCGAAGGCCGCUCGGCUCCCACGCCCCGACUGCGCGCAAACCUUCUUUGCCCCACUCGUUCAACUUCCCAUCCUCCCCCGAUACCGCGACGACUGCUUCCUCCUCUGCUGCGAUGAGCAAGGAUGGUCGACUCAAGGCGCCCACACUUCGACGCACCGUGUCCAACGUUAGCAUCAACAGCAACACGAGCGAAUCCUUCUCUUUGCAGACGAGCGAGUGUGGUCGAGCGAGCGCAGUCUGGCUCGAAUCCCAACAGACCCAGCGAGUCGAGUCACCGACAUCGUCGACGUUCCCCGCUUCGAGUGCUCCGACGGCCACACCCAGCGUCCUGAGAGGGUUCAAGUCGCACGACAAGGAGGUAUGGCGAUUGAUGCAGUCCGAUGCGCCUUCGUCGCCGAACCAAUCCCCCGCGCCGUUGACGAGGAAGAUGAUGCUCGCCCAUGCUCAGGCGCAAGCGCAGUCGGCCGAGAAUGAGACCGAGUCCUCUCGCCACAUGAUGCUCUCUUCCGAGGACGCCCCUUCCUUCGACAUCGAUGCGAUGUACGACGAUCAACCUGCGCUCGCUACAGCCGCGUCGAUCAACGCUCGUUCGAGUCGUCGACCCAACCCCAUUCGAGCCAUCUCCUUGGGCGGCACGUCCACCUCGCAAACUUCGCGAGCAGGAGGCGAAGAAGCCUGCGCCGUCUCGGCUCUCGAGAGGAAGCGUCAACGCGUGCUCGAGACCUCGUACUCGGCCGUGCCUACCGCCCCAGCAGCCACUAAACCCUCGCGACGUGGAUCAUCCGGUGGUCGCUCAACGACGAGUCGUUCGUCCUCGGCAGGCGCACCUUGCCGAUCGAACAGCCACAACGGACCCCGACGCGCCAACUCGUCAGAAAAGACACACACUGCAGCACGCAAGAUGUUGCGCAUCGAUACCGGCUCUUCGUCGGCCCACGAUGCCAAGAGCUUCGUGUCCCCUCGUGAAGCGCUUUCGUCGCCUCAGGAAAGUGUAGACGAGAACGACCAUGAAGACGGCUCGUCUUCGAUGGGCGAUUUGAGCUACUCUUCGACCUGCACGACCUCGACCACGUCCGGACUCGGGACACCCAAGCUCGAGGCGGAGAGUUACUUCGCCCUCGGUGGGAAGGGAGCCGCGUCGAUGGUCAAGAAGGAUUGCUCGAACGACAUGGUCGAUCAGGAACGCGAAUGCGCGGAACUGCUUUUGGGUCUCGGUGGGGGUGGCAUCUUCUGCUGA
Microbotryum saponariae is the source of this 2549-nucleotide messenger RNA. The record is from the annotation of a GenBank genome assembly. NCBI's taxonomy places the organism in Eukaryota, Fungi, Basidiomycota, Microbotryomycetes, Microbotryales, Microbotryaceae.